AUGCGUCAAUUUAAUCCUAAAUGGUUUAAAGAGCAUGAAAGUUGGUUGGAAUAUAGUAUUGAAAAGGAUGCUGCAUAUUGUUUAUAUUGUUACCUAUUUAGACAAGAUGUUGGUAUGCAAUCUAGAGGUGACAGUUUUGUGACAAAGGGAUUCAAUAGUUGGAAUAAGAAAGAAAAGCUAGACCUACAUGUUAGAGGUGUUAAUAGUGCCCAUAACCAAGCUCUUAAGAAUGGUGAAAAUCUAAUGAAGCAAAAUCAACACAUUCAAAGUGUUUUUGUUAAGCAGUCAAAUCAAGAUAAAAUUGAAUAUCGGACUCAAUUAAAUGCAAUAAUUGAUUGCAUAAGAUUCCUUUUGCAUCGGGGGUUAGCAUUUCGUGGUCAUGAUGAAUCUGAUGAUUCAAGUGAUAAAGGAAAUUUCCUUGAGCUUUUACAAUUUUUGGCAGAUCAUAAUGAUGUUAUUAAUGAAGUGUUGAAGAAAACUCCAAAAAACAGCAAGCUAACCCAUCCUGAUAUUCAAAAAGACAUUGUGAAUGCAGUUGCAUAUAAAACUACCGAUGCCAUCAUCGGAGAUCUUGGCAAUGGGUUCUUUUCAAUUUUAGUUGAUGAGUCACGUGAUAUCUCAAUAAAAGAACAAAUGGUUGUUGUUUUGCGUUAUGUGGACAAAAAGGGAAUUGUUACAGAGCGAUUUCUUGGUAUUGUACAUGUAGCAGAUACCUCUGCUUUGUCUCUAAAAGCUGCAAUUGAAUUUUUAUUCAGUAAAUAUGCAUUGAGUUUAUCAAGACUACGUGGGCAAGGUUAUGAUGGGGCCAGUAACAUGCAAGGUGAAUUCAAUGGUCUUAAAACUUCAAUUCUGAAGGAGAAUAAAUCAGCAUUUUAUGUCCAUUGCUUUGCUCAUCAACUUCAGUUGACUCUUGUAGCUGUUGCUAACAAACGUAUUGAUAUUGCUGAAUUUUUUAGCUUGGUUAGUAAAAUAGUCACUAUUGUUGGAGCUUCUUGUAAAAGAUGA
This is a messenger RNA of Quercus lobata, 1005 nucleotides long. Its product is annotated as zinc finger MYM-type protein 1-like. The record is from RefSeq and is a predicted model, not a curated record. The transcript has a single exon. Bases 1 to 1005 code for a protein of 334 amino acids. NCBI's taxonomy places the organism in Eukaryota, Viridiplantae, Streptophyta, Magnoliopsida, Fagales, Fagaceae.